Messenger RNA from Fomitiporia mediterranea MF3/22, 696 nucleotides. RefSeq lists its product as uncharacterized. The transcript is spliced from 3 exons. NCBI's taxonomy places the organism in Eukaryota, Fungi, Basidiomycota, Agaricomycetes, Hymenochaetales, Hymenochaetaceae. The record is from RefSeq and is a predicted model, not a curated record. Bases 1 to 696 code for a protein of 231 amino acids.
AUGGCUCAGCAACACGAACAAGUACUCGAGAACCUCGACGCCCUUGCGGACAUGCUUGAGCAACGGCGUGCGCAAGAUGAAGAGCGUCGUACUCAAGACGAAGAGCGUCGCACUCAAGACGAAGAGCGUCGUACUCAAGAUGAAGAGCGUCGCACUCAAGACGAAGAGAUCGCACAAGUGCUCCGCAACGUGCGUCAGCAGAUGCAAACCAUGGCCCAAGGAGCAGGUGACAGCAACUACCAGGCUUCUCUCCGCGAAGCACGCGCCCAUAACGCUCAUGUUCUUGCUCUACUCAGGACUAGCGCACUUCCUUACCCCGAGUUGCACCGACUUCCAGAUCCACCAGGAAAGGGUCUCUGCGCUACUGGAUUCCCGAAAACAUUGGAGGAAUUGCUGGAGAUGAACUAUCACCUUACACUCAGAUCCCUCGCAAUCCUCUCCGGUCUUGCACACACCAUCCUUUACGCCCACGUCUCUCUCACAUCUACAAAGAUCGCCACACUCUACGCACGUACCGUCAUCGACUGCGCGCAUCGCGAUAUCACUCUCAUCUCUACGACUUCGCCCGAAUCGCCUACAUCUCCCACAUGCAGCGCAUUAUCCGGCACUCCAGCUUUAUUCGCUGGCAAGUUCACUAAUCGUAUUCGACACGCUGCGUUUUACGUCUCAUUUACUAGUAUAGCACGAUGUAUCUAG